GUAAACAAAAAAUAUGGCGUCCACGUGUUUCCGUUUUAUGUGCUGUCAUUUGAGAAAGUUGACUCCGACGAGGCUUACUAUCAAUGCAAUCAGCAAAGGAAGUAGGCCAGCACCGAAACUCAUUCUUUUGUCGACAUUUGUAGCACUCUGUGAUGAUAACGCAAAACAGAAAUCGUCGAAUAUAGAGGACAAACACAAGGAUCCUGACCAUAGCACACUGACAACAGAAUAUCUCCUGAGGAAUGCUAGCUUGUCAUCACUCGACUCAGCCCUCCGACUUCUGUCUGUGACUACAGUGGCUUUGUCAGACGUAGAAAAAGAAUAUGCAAGGUGGGCAUUUGUUCUGGUCAAGUUUAUGAAGGUCAGACUGACUGUUCUUGGCAAACCAGGAGAGGAGGAACGAGUCUGGGACUUGAUCUUACAGACUAGACAUAAACUGGGCGAGCUCAAGCAACGGAGACUGGACUUGACCCUUUUGUACCAGACAGUGAUCACCAUGGUUUCUGCUGCAGCUGAGGCUGCACUCAUAGCAGGUAUAGAAUACCAGGUGUCAUCUGCAAAUGAGGCCAUGCAAAGCUCACAGCUAUCCCUGAAAGGUAUACAGGAUACAAGUUUAGAGGCAGAGAAGGAACUCACAAAUAUCCAGGUGGAAACCAUCGCCAAGGAAACCAAGCAUGCUGAGGCAGAGGAAAAGAAAAAAGAAAAGAAAAAAGAAAAUGAGGAAAAAAAUCAACAAGAAGGAGAGGAGAAGAUAACAAAGGAAGCCCCUGAAGGGGAGAAAGAAACUGGCAGAGAGGAAAACUUAGAGAGUCAAGAGGUCAUUAUAACAGAUUUCAAAACUGAUGAACUAGAUAGGCUGAAUAAGGAACGUUAUGUUACCUUUGUUGACGACUCCAAAGUGGGGGAGAACAAUGAUGUUGAGAGUGAUAAUAGUGAUAGUAUUUUUAACGAGAAUGUGCAAGUUGAUUCCGAUGACAAAGCCACGGAAAAAGAAAUAUUUCUGGAGGAAAUAAAAAAGGAUAAAUUUGACCCAGAUCAGUGGAAGGACCAGUAACAAAGGACUGUAUGUAUGGUUUACAAAUCCAUCAACAUAUUGUACCUUUAAAUGGACUUUUCAAGUCACCGGUUCCCUAAUUGUGAAUACCUCUCUGAUACUAUUAUGAAAAGAUUUAUUUGUAUUUUUAUAUGAUGGUUGCCAUGGUAACAAGUUGAAAUGUUUGUAAAUAAGAGAAAAUAUAAUAUUCAGUUCAUCAUGUCAUGAUUUUGCAUAUUGAAGGGACUGAAAUGAUACUUUGCUUGCAUUAUCCCACUGGUCUGUAAUUAUCCAUGCUCCUGUUUGGAAGAAAGAAUCGCCACCAAGCAUUUAUCUUCAGAUUUUACAUGUGGCGCUUGUUCCUGCUAUUUCUCAGAGACCGCUUUAGGGAUCAUGAUGAAACAUUGAUGGCGUAUCUUCUUGGUUAAUAGUUGUAAUUGUUCUUAUUUAAGAUAUAUUGGGGAAACAGAAUGGCCUCCAAGUAGACAACUUUUAUUUUGCAUUUCAAGGUUUUUUGGAGUGUUUAUGAUAUCACAUCAUGAUCAUUGCACAAUUAAACAACGCCAAUCAAUCCCUCAGUCAUUACUUGAAAAAGGGACCAGUCAGUCUUGAAUGAAACACUGACAUAUUUAUAUGUUCUUGGUGUAGUAAGCAAAACAUUAUUGUAUUUCCAAACUUAUGAAUUUUGACUCUUUCAAUUAUUGAAAUCCUCUGGUAUUAAUUUCAGAAUAUUUCAUGAGAAUUAAACAGAACAAAUGUAAUGCAAAUAAUGGUAAAAUAAAAAUAAGCUCUGAAAGUGAGUCGUAUUUCUGAAUUUUUCUUUCUAUUGAUUUCAUCAGCUGUAUAGAAAUAUAUAUCAUGCAAACACACACUUACAUAGAGAAUAAAACAAAGGUACCAGGAAAUGACACCAGGAUCUACUCGAGUCUAUGUGUUUUCGAGCGAUUCUAAGUGCAUCGUCACUGGGUGUGUUGGUAAAGACAGAUACAACAUCAUGUAAUAUGAAUGCUUUGUCGUUAAUUAUGAACCAUGAUCAUGAACAUAUUUUCGCUAGAUGUUUAGAUGUUUUAACAUGGUGGUCCUAUUUUCCUCCUACCAGUCGAAGAAUGUCUGCUUAAGACCUGGAACCAGUAUAGUCCAAAAUAGGUCACAAUGGGUUCCUCUUUUUAUGGAUCUUGGAUGUUUGGAUUCGCACCUUUUUAACUUUUGAGUUGGAUUGAUUUGAAGCUGUUCACAUGUUUUGCUGUUCCGAAGCAUGGUCACAACCUUUCCCUCAUAAUUGUCGGUAUCCAUGACGACUGUUGCUUUACAACUAUCAGCUAAUAAUAUUGUAAUAGCUUUGUUCCUGCCUAAUAUUUAAGUGCGACCUGCUUUUCUUGUGUCAUGCUACUUCUUGGUAUGUUUGUAGAUUUUAGAACCCACGUCACAUGUGAUCUCCGUUAAUCAUCUACAGCAUGGCUCAGUUCCUUUCACGUUUGUUCUGUUGCUAUGACGAAAUAAUCAACCGGCAUUUUUUCUGGAACGAUGAAAUAGUUCAGACCCUUAGCGAGUAACGUUUUAUCACUACCCACAUAUUCUGCAAAGUAUCAUUCAAAGCAUCCUCGAUAUCCAGGGGUUAUGCUUACUUUCGCUGUCUGCACUCCUGGGAUAUGUCAUAUCAAAAUUGAAGGCUCAGUGUACGCCACCUUGUUCCUUUGAUAUACAUCAAAA
This is a messenger RNA of Mizuhopecten yessoensis (Yesso scallop), 2743 nucleotides long. RefSeq lists its product as uncharacterized. Gene Ontology annotation, biological process: neuron apoptotic process; intrinsic apoptotic signaling pathway in response to oxidative stress. The transcript is spliced from 5 exons. NCBI's taxonomy places the organism in Eukaryota, Metazoa, Mollusca, Bivalvia, Pectinida, Pectinidae. Bases 14 to 1054 code for a protein of 346 amino acids. Gene Ontology annotation, cellular component: mitochondrion. The record is from RefSeq and is a predicted model, not a curated record.